Cervus elaphus (red deer) is the source of this 425-nucleotide messenger RNA. Its product is annotated as 40S ribosomal protein S15a-like. The coding region runs from base 13 to 405 and encodes 130 amino acids. NCBI's taxonomy places the organism in Eukaryota, Metazoa, Chordata, Mammalia, Artiodactyla, Cervidae. Gene Ontology annotation, biological process: translation. The record is from RefSeq and is a predicted model, not a curated record. Gene Ontology annotation, cellular component: cytosolic small ribosomal subunit; ribosome. The transcript has 3 exons. Gene Ontology annotation, molecular function: structural constituent of ribosome.
CAUGCCGCCAGAAUGGUGUGCAUGAAUGUCCUGACUAAUACUCUCAAGAGUAUCAGCAAUGCCAAAAAGAGAGGCAAACACCAGGUCCUUAUUAGGCCAUGCUCCAAAGUCAUCAUCAGCUUUCUAACUGUGAUGAUGAAACAUGGUUACAUUGGCAAAUAUGAAAUCAUUGAUGAUCACGGGGCUGGGAAAACUGUUGUGAACCUCACAGGCAGACUAAAUAAGUUUGGAGUGAUCAGUCCCAGAUAUGAUGUGCAACUCAAAGAUCUAGAAAAAUGGCAGAAUAACCUGCUUGCAUCCUGUCAGUUUGGUUUCAUUGUACUGAGAACCUUAGCUGGCAUCAUGGACCAUGAAGAAGCAAGACAAAAACACACAGGAGGGAAAAUCCUUGGAUUCUUUUUCUAGGGUUUUGAGUUUCACAUCAA